AAUGACCCUUAGCCCUCCAUGGCUCUCACAGUGGAUGGUAAAAUCCUCGAAGGGAAUAGGGCAUAGGAAUGAUCACUUCUGAAUGGAACGCACCCAAUGACUACGUUUACAUGGGCUGUGUCUCGUUUGGAAGGCUGCAUGCUUGGUAGGAUGUGUCCUUUGAAGGCUGCAGUAUACCGAGUGUCCUCCUUUAAACAAGCCUCGUUAAAACGAGACGGCCUUCGUAUGAUAAACGGAAACGGAAUGUGACUUGGUUGCAAUGUGAGCACGCCGCUCUUUAACAAGCGCGAGCGCUUUGAGUGAGAAGGGAACAACAAAGUCCCUCUGGAAGGGAAUGUAUGAGACAUUUCCGUUGAAGCAAAGAAUUGUGGGUUUUGAGUGCCCACGAAGGAUUAAACUCAUGCAUCCUCCGAAUUCCCUCCGGAGCACGCAGCCUUCCAAACGAGACACAGCCAUGGACACCAGAAAGCGACAGCAGCAACGUAAUUUCUCCGCGACGCUUGUGUAAAUAACGCACAUGGAAUCUGAGGAAGACUUUUCAGUUGCUUCGUAGCAAUAGUGAGGUCUUUAUGUGAAGUGACCCUUAAAACUCCUUGAUCAUGUCCACCAAAUCAUCUUUGCUGAAGGUGAUUCUUCUUGGGGACGGUGGCGUGGGAAAGUCCUCUCUCAUGAACCGUUACGUCUCCAACAAGUUUGAUUCACAUCUAUUCCAUACAAUCGGUGUUGAGUUUUUAAACAAAGAGCUGGAGGUGGACAAUCACACGGUCACCCUACAGAUCUGGGACACAGCAGGCCAGGAGAGGUUUAGAAGUCUCCGAACACCCUUUUACCGAGGUUCUGACUGCUGUCUGCUUACAUUUAGUGUGGAUGAUAAUCAAAGUUUCCUAAACCUCAACAAUUGGAAAAAAGAGUUUGCAUUCUAUGCAGAUGUUAGGGACCCGGAUAAAUUCCCUUUUGUUGUUCUAGGGAAUAAAGUAGAUGUAACAGAGCGUCAGGUGUCAUUGGGCGAAGCUCAAAGGUGGUGCAGAGAGAAUGGUGGACAUCCAUACUUCGAGACAAGUGCCAAGGAUGCCACUAAUGUACCAGCAGCUUUUGAGGAAGCGGUUAGGUGUGUACUCGCAUCCGAGGAUCGCACAGAACAUCUGCUGCCCACAGACACCGUUGACCUGCGCAGGAAGUCUCGCUCGAAUGGCCCAUGUUGUUGAUGCCCUGUAUUGUAAUGGCCACAACUGAAAAAACUUUUACAGAGUGUAAAUUUGCCAGUUCUAAACAACAGAUGCCAGACAAAUUUUUAUGUGCAGUAUGAUACAUAUUUGGUAUCAUGGCAGUCAUUAAAGAGCUCCAUCAUCUCACACGUGUCCUGCUCUGAACAAUGAACACUAAUGCAGAGACUUGAUAUAAUCUGUCGGAGUUACAUUCCUUGUUUAGACUUAAAAGUAAUCUCUCUGGGUCACAUUCCUUUGUCAACUUGAAAAGCUCUGGAUAACAUUCCUGUGUGUUUUAUGUAUAUCAUGAAUCUCAGUAAACCAAACCGGGAUUGAGAAAUUACUCUAUGUGCACUUAUACAAAUUCUAAUGCUGUUGACAACUGAGAAAUAAAUGUCAGCUUUUGCACUCAUGAACACUAGAACAUACUUGUGUUUUUGUCUCAUUUGCUGAGUGUAAUUCUUAAUGUGCAUGUUUUAUUUUAAGUGCCUUUAGCAACGUUCUGUUUUUUUUUUUUUUUUUUUUAAUUAUGUAUUUUUAUCAUACAUUUUUUAAGUGAAUGUAAUUUUCAAGGGGCUGGAAUGUGGAAAUGAUCUUGCAUCAUAAGCCAUUUUGGAAUGAGCCUUUCUGAGUCACAUCACUUAAUUUACAUUGGGCUUUGGAUGACUUGAUACUCAUUUAUACAUCAUUUGUAAUUAUUAUUUUUGUUUUUUUAAUAUGUCUGAAUAUAAAAACCUGAACAGAAGGACUUUUGCCAUAUUUAUACUAUAAGACAUUUUCUUGAUAGUGACAAUAAAUGAAUGUCGUUGCUGUAUUUUCAUUUUGCAUCAGACAUCUGUGCAAAAUUUCAGCCUAUAUACACAAAAAUACACAGAUCCUGCAUGCUCGUCCAAGUUUUGCCACAUCUGGGUAUUCAUUAAUUUCAUUGAAAUGUCAUACUACUGAAUUAGAAGUGUUUGAUUAUAGUUAAUCCCUUUCAUUGUGUUAUUUAUAUAUAUAUAUUUUUAUACAGUAUUUACUGUAUCAUUUUAUUUUAGUGUGAUGUAAAGUAAAAGGCAAUGCUAAGGCAUAUUGUUUCCUCAUGCCUACACCAGGUGUCUUGAUUAAAAAAGCAAAAAAAUAAAAAAACACAUUUAACAUGCACAGUCUAUGGUAGGACUAAAAAAAACUAAUCAGUUACCUUAAAACAGUGAAGUGUUUAGGCUAUUUGGCAACAAUAUUUUAUUCUGUAUUUUUGUAUUAUCUCAGCAAGGUGCAGAUGGUCUACAUAUUUUGCACAGCUACUUUUAUUGAAUAAUUAACACAAAACAGUUCAUAUUGAUCAUAGAAAAUGUUUUACUAGAGAAGGUUACAAAAAUCACUGUACAGGAUUCAUAAAACAUCUGACUUCAAAUAAAAUGGACUAUGAAACAUCAAGAACUACAAUUUCCAUCAACAUACAUUGGAUUAUCUACAAUAGACAAUAAUGUCUAUUGUAGUUCAUCAGAACAAUGGACUACACAUCACUUACAGUACUGCAAAACAAAAUGAAAUAUCUCUCUUUCAUGCAAUAAUGAGUGAACAAUAGAACAUCCAGGCGCAUGUCUUCUUUUUCAAAAACAGGGCAAAUAGAUUAAUGAACAUCCCUGUGAAGUCCCUUUAACAGGUUUUAACAUACAGGAAGAAACAGCAUAUUAUAGUAGUAAGACAGUUGUAUGUGUGGACAAUACUUACAUGCUUAUAUUUACAGAGAAUAAUUAUUUCACUUUUCUUAAAAGAGAGAUCAAUAAAAAAGAGAUUUAAGGUGUAAAAGUAGUAGUAGAAAGAGAGAAAAAAAACAGAUACACUGCAAAAACAAACAGAUACACUGCAAAAA
Molecule: messenger RNA, 3060 nt
Organism: Myxocyprinus asiaticus (Chinese sucker)
Lineage: Eukaryota; Metazoa; Chordata; Actinopteri; Cypriniformes; Catostomidae
Product: ras-related protein Rab-9A-like
Exons: 3
Coding region: 600-1205 (201 amino acids)
Biological process (GO): retrograde transport, endosome to Golgi; Rab protein signal transduction
Cellular component (GO): lysosome; phagocytic vesicle; late endosome
Molecular function (GO): GTP binding; GTPase activity
Source: RefSeq, a predicted model, not a curated record